AUGACUAUACUACCACUAUUCGACUCAAAAGAGACCACGUCUUCCUACGUGCCCAACUACUCACAGCAGCCAACCAAGAGACAAAAAGCAAACGUCAAUAUGGCCUUGGACGGAUACAUGUUCAACGAAGAAAUGAGAUUUGUCCGUAAAAUUGGCGCUGGUACUUAUGGUCUCAUAUAUUUAGUUGAAAACAUAUACACUAAGAAACAAUUUGCAGCCAAGAUGGUGUUGAAGCAACAACCAAUGAACUUUGGCGCCCAGUCGCCAUCAUCACCAUCAUCAUCAUCCAACAAACAACUCAUCCAACAACAGUUUUACCAAUAUUUCCUCAAUCAUGUUAUUCCCAGACCAAAAAGUAUUGACUUUGAUUACAUUAAAGGUCAAGGACAUGACUGCCAAUUUUUGACUGAAAUCGCAUUGCAUUUAAAAGUACACGAUCAUCCUAAUGUGGUAACUAUACAUGAAGUUUAUGAAUUGGAAAAUUUUGCCAUUGUUAUACUCUUAGAUUACUUUGACCAAGGUGACUUGUUUGGUAACAUAAUUGAUGCACAAAUCUUCCAACACAAACGCUGUGACAGAGAAAAGCAAUUACUUAUGAAAAAUGCCAUGCUACAGUUGAUUGAUGCCGUCGAAUAUUGCCAGCAAAACUCGGUAUACCACUGUGAUUUGAAACCAGAAAAUAUCAUGGUCAAGUAUAACAAAGGCUACAAAAGACCACACUCGCAGCAUUACUCAAACAUCAUUGACUACAAUGAGUUGCAUCUUGUAUUGAUCGACUUCGGAUUAGCCAUGGAAUCGGAUACUGUUUGUUGCAAUGCAUGCAGAGGCUCGUCGUUCUAUAUGGCACCAGAAAGAACCACCAAUUUUAAUACUAGUAAAUUAAUCAGGAGUCUUGUUGACAUGUCACAAUUCCAAACAGUUCAACCAGCAUCAUCGUCAGUUUCAUCAAACACAUCUGCUUCAGCAUUAUCAUCAAGCACAACCAUUAAUGAAUCAAAUUCCAAAUACUUGCCAACCUUAGCUGGUGAUAUAUGGUCAUUGGGAGUUUUAUUCAUCAACAUUACCUGUUCAAGAAACCCAUGGCCAAUUGCAUCAUUCAAUGACGCCAAUAGUGAAGUGUUUAUCAAUUACAUGUUGCAUAACAAAAAGGAUAUCUUGUCAUCGAUCUUGCCAAUUUCAGCUCAGUUUAAUCGUUUAUUAGAUUCAAUCUUCCAAUUGAACCCUAAUGAUAGGAUAGACUUGCACACAUUGUACAAGGAGAUCAUUAGAUGCAACUUUUUCAAGAAUGAUCAUCAUCACGUUAAAAAGACGCAAGUAGAACGCAGUGCAAACCAACAAUUGUACACUCCUCCAGACACAACAGCUUACAACUCGUAUGCUAGCGAUAUGGAAGAGGAUGAGUUUGAUGAAGAGGAAGAAGAGGAUGAAGAUGAAGACUAUUACACCGAUGCUGAAGAGUUUGAUGAGGUUGAAGAGUCGAUAAAUGUCCAGAAUGGCAACAACAAUGUCUUGUUGCAUCAGUUGACUCCAGAGUCUGAACCUGAAGACUUGCCUGUAAAACAACAACAACAACAACAACAAGCUUAUUUACAACAAAAUCAUCAAGCCCUUCGCAAGUGUCCUCUUCAAGAUGCUUUUUUACGUGAUGCAAAAUCCUACGCGAAGAAGUUGUGCACUACUGCUAGAGCGUUGCCCCAAUUUGCAAUCGGCACGCAGGGCAAUGGCAAUGCAAUCUACUAA
Messenger RNA from Lodderomyces margitis, 1740 nucleotides. It is a transcript of the gene SHA3, whose product is annotated as putative serine/threonine protein kinase. Lineage: Eukaryota; Fungi; Ascomycota; Pichiomycetes; Serinales; Debaryomycetaceae. The coding region runs from base 1 to 1740 and encodes 579 amino acids. The transcript has a single exon. Gene Ontology annotation, biological process: protein phosphorylation. The record is from RefSeq and is a predicted model, not a curated record. Gene Ontology annotation, molecular function: ATP binding; protein kinase activity.